CGCAGUCGUAGUCAAACACGGGUCGGAGUAAUUGUUACUUUUAUUUUUUUGUAAGUGCAAAAACAAAAACAAUUGCUAGCGCAUAAAUACGUGUGCAGCAUGAGCAUUUGUUUACGAGCGUGCACGAGUGUGAAGUGAAUGUAAAUACAAGUGACUUCUCAUUGAACACACAACGUAAGGCAAAGAGGGGCAACAACAAGUGCGCGCUGUGACAAACAAAACACAAGAAAUUUCGAAAAGAAACUCAACUCACAGCUUGACUGAUUAAUAACUAUGACGGAGCAAAUAACGGAGAAUUGGAGCUAUUAUGUGUAUAUAACUUUAACAUUGGUUCCAGUCUAUUUGGCAUUUCAGCUCAUUAAGUUUUUGGGCUGGCAGCUAUUCGUGAACAACUGAGCAAAUAUCAUAGAAAACUAAAACUAAAGAAGCAGCAGAGCAGCGGAGCAGCAGCUACGCAAACUACAAACAUUGGAAAAGUGUGGCCCAAGUCGGUGCCCCACACCAGAGACGGCAAAACUCUUCAAGCUGCUGCUGCUGCUGCUGCCGCCGCUGUGUGGCAGCAACUCAAGGUGCGUAGUCACUUCAAGGCACUCGUUGCAUGCAGUCGAGUCGAGCUCUGACGAAAACAGGAGACAGCUAGACAGACAGACAGACAGACAGAGAGACACUCAAGGAAUACUCAAGGAGCUGAAGCUGCUGCCUGAGUACUGCUGGAGAGCCAAAGCAUUCAGCGUGGAUAAUAUAAAAACAUAAUUUGCCUAAGUAAAUAUGUUUAAACUGCAAUAACAAACUAAAGGCAAAGGACUGCGCAUAGCGAAUCGAGUGGGAGAGUGAGAGCAACAGCUGCGUGGCAAGUGGCACAGCUGCGUGGCAAGUGGCAAGCGCCGCUGACCGCAAACAAAAGCAAAGCAAUCAACGUCAUAAGCAAGUGCAACAACUGCAACGACGCCGCCAAUUGUAAAACUCGCAGCAAACUCAAACAGCAAACAGCAAACGCCAAAGCCACA
This is a messenger RNA of Drosophila busckii, 1007 nucleotides long. RefSeq lists its product as uncharacterized. Bases 274 to 396 code for a protein of 40 amino acids. The record is from RefSeq and is a predicted model, not a curated record. The transcript is spliced from 3 exons. NCBI's taxonomy places the organism in Eukaryota, Metazoa, Arthropoda, Insecta, Diptera, Drosophilidae.